AUGCCACACGCUGUCGAGUUCAACCUCAUCGAAGUCAAAGAACUUCACCCGACCUUUGGUGCUGAGGUGUCUGGCGUCGACUUUUCUCGUCCCGUGCCCGAAGAUGUCUUUCAGGAACUGUGGCAAGCCGUUAACAAGUAUGGCGUGUUGGUCUUUCGCCAUGCCAAAUUGAACGAUGAACUGCACAUCCAGUUUUCAGAAAGGCUCGGGGAACUGGACGAUGUCCUCCCCCACAUCCAAGCAGGCCGCCCGUUUCGGUUCAAGCACAAGGAAUUGUUCGAUGUGGGCAAUAUCGAGGAAGACAACAGUUUAGUGAAACCAGGAAGUCACCGUUGGUAUUAUGGCAAGGGCAAUAAUCUGUUCCAUCACGAUUCCUCCUUCAACCCACGGAGGGCGGGACUUUCUCUACUGCGUGCCCACGAAAUCCCCCCUCCGGGCCAGGGUCUGGGAGGCAACACCGACUUCGCUGACUGCCGCGCCGCAUACGACGAUCUUCCCGAAGACCUGAAGAAGCAGCUAGAUGAAAACGACUAUGUGGUGUGCCACUCCCUGUUGCAUUCGCGCAGAAAAGCCGCCCCAGAGUACUUCACCGACGUCAACCCGGACAAGGGAUACUACUCGCGCCACAAGAUUGUGCAGACGCACGAGCGCUCGGGCCGCAAGACCUUGUACAUCGGGAACCAUAUGCACCACGUCGAGGGCCUGCCGGAGAAGGAAAGUACCGAGCUCAUUAACAGGAUACUGGAGCAUGCCUGUCAGGAUAAGUAUGUAUUGUCGGUCGAGUGGCAGAACCCGGGCGACUUGAUCCUGUGGGACAACACGUCCGUCAUGCAUCGGGCCCAUGGCGGUGCGUACGAGGGCAAGUACCGCAGGGAUAUGAGACGGACGACGGUCCACGACGAUUCGAGCUAUGCUUGGGGAUUGAACGAGAAGACGAGCAUGAGAGUUGGAUUGCCGUAG
Molecule: messenger RNA, 960 nt
Organism: Fonsecaea nubica
Lineage: Eukaryota; Fungi; Ascomycota; Eurotiomycetes; Chaetothyriales; Herpotrichiellaceae
Exons: 3
Coding region: 1-960 (319 amino acids)
Molecular function (GO): oxidoreductase activity
Source: RefSeq, a predicted model, not a curated record